This is a messenger RNA of Debaryomyces hansenii CBS767, 843 nucleotides long. RefSeq lists its product as uncharacterized. The transcript has a single exon. Lineage: Eukaryota; Fungi; Ascomycota; Pichiomycetes; Serinales; Debaryomycetaceae. Bases 1 to 843 code for a protein of 280 amino acids. The record is from RefSeq and is a predicted model, not a curated record.
AUGAACAAAUUAACUAAUUCCUUAAAGGCCUUAAAGCCCAAGUCAACCCCAAAACUUUUCGUUAUUGACUGGGAUGAAACCAUAACCAAUGAGGAUACUAUCAAGCUCGUAGCUCAAGCAGCGUACAACAAAAAGCUAGAAUACGAACCAAAGUUCGACCAUUUCACGGACAUCUAUUUGAAAGCUUUCAAUGAGUAUAAUCAAGACUUCACUAGCAAAUAUGGAGAAAGAGAUACCAUUGAAAAGGAAAUCAAAUUUCAGACCGGGAUGCAAAAUGUGGAAAUGAAAUCAAUUAAUGAAAUUAAGAGAUUGAGGUUAUUCGAAGGGAUUGCAGAAGACGAAUUCCAAGCCCAGGCAAACCAUGUUACACUCAAGCCUCAUUUCACUGAUUUUUUGGGCAAGUGCCAGGAAUUGAAAAUCCCGGUGAUUAUAUUGAGUGUCAAUUGGACUAAAUUAAUCAUGGAAGCAGUCCUCCAAAAAAUCGGGUUCAAAGAAAAUGAAAAUCUAAAAAUCAUGGUUAAUGAAUUAGAGUUUGUCAAUGGAAUCUCUACUGGUAACUUUAACGAAUCGAUAUCGAUCAGAACAGGUCUUGACAAGUUGAAUAUCGUUAAUAGUUUAAUCAAGCAAUACGGCAAAACGUGCUAUAUAGGUGAUAGUAUGACUGAUUUACUAUCUUUGAUUGAUAGUGACAUCGGUAUUGCCAUUGAAGAAGGGUCAGUUAUUGAAUCGGUCAAAAAGUUAAACUUCCCAAUCAAAAAUCUAAGUGAAGCUGAAGAAUUACAUAAGGAAGAAGUAUACGUUGGCAAUUGGUCGCAAGUUAUAAACCUAUUGAAUAAGCAUUAA